GUGUUCCGGCCGCCCGGUCCUUUCCACUGAACUCCAACCCCCGCGCUCUCUAUCAGCAUCUCAUUCCUGUCUCAAUAUGUCUCAAGAUGGCGGCCAAUGCAGGAUCGAUGUUUCAAUAUUGGAAGCGCUUUGACUUACAACAACUACAGAAAGAACUAGACGCCACCGCCACACAGCUUGCCAACAGACAGGACGAAAGUGAACAGUCCAGGAAGAAACUAAUUGACCUGAGCCGCGAGUUCAAGAAGAGCACACCAGAGGAUUUCCGGAAACAGGUUGCCCCUUUGCUCAAGAGCUUCCAAGGAGAGAUCGAUGCCUUGAGUAAGAGAAGUAAAGAAGCAGAGGCCGCCUUCUUGAACGUGUACAAGAAAAUAAUCGAUGUCCCAGAUCCUGUACCUGUGUUGGAGCUGGCUCAGCAGCUGCAGCUGAAGCUCCAGAGGAUGCACGACAUUGAGACGGAGAACACCAAACUUCGAGAGACACUGGAGGACUACAACAAAGAGUUUGCGGAGGUCAAAAACCAAGAGGUGACCAUUAAGGCCUUGAAGGAGAAGAUUCGGGAGUAUGAGCAGUCUCUGAAGAAUCAAGCGGAGAACCUGGCCCAAGAGAAGCAGCUCCAGCUACACAACGACUAUGCAGAGAAGGAGAGGAAACUCCAGGAGAGCCAGGACUCCAUGUCGUCAAGGUUGGAAGAGGCCGAACACAAGGCCCAGUCCCUACAGACAGCACUUGAAACAACUCAGGCCGAGCUCUUUGAUUUGAAGACCAAGUAUGACGAGGAAUCCACAGCAAAGGCCGAUGAGAUUGAGAUGGUGAUGACAGACCUGGAAAGAGCCAAUCAGCGAGCAGAAGCAGCCCAGAGAGAGACGGAGUCGCUCAGAGAGCAGCUGUCCUUGAGUAACCAAUCCCAGCAGCUCGGCAGCCCUGCCAAGGCCGACCCCGACACGGAACAGCCGACAGAGGUGCCAUCCCACUCAAGUCUGGAGGCGGAGCUCAGGGCCAAAGAAAGGGAGACCGCCCAGCUGGUGGAGGACGUCCAGAGACUGCAGGCCAGCCUGACCAAACUCCGAGAGACCACCAGCUCCCAGAUCACACAACUGGAGCAGCAGCUCAGCAGCAAGACUGCUGUUCUCAAGGAACUAGAGGAGAAACUGCAGAAGCAAGCUGACUAUGAGGAGGUGAAGAAGGAGUUGAGUAUCCUCAAGUCUAUGGAGUUUGGAACAUCUGACUCUGUGCAGGACUCCUCCAAACCUCUGGAGGUGCUGUUGCUGGAGAGGAACCGUAGUCUUCAGUCUGAGAGCGCCGCUCUGCGCAUUGCCAACACUGAGCUCAGCGGGUCAGCCGGAAGAAAAGGGACGGAAGAGUCCACGCCGAAGGAGGAGACCAUGCCCAACGACCCCUCUCCCUCGCCCCCUCCUCCCCCUCCCUCUCUUCCUUCCUCCUCCCAGCUCCCCCUGUCUCGCACCCAUACGGACCACCUCAACACUGCUACCACCACCAGCAGCAGCGAAACGCACCCGUUCAGUCCUACGGGCAUUGGACAGGACUUCUACUCCCCUGUGUUCCCUCUGGUGGGUGGUAAGAUGGCUUUGAACUCCCUGAUCCAGCGGCAGCUGCUUCAGUCCUUUUACUCCAAAGCCUUGCAGGAGUCGUCUGGAAUCCCCAGUGGGGCUCUGCUGUUCACCCCCUUCACCCCAACCCUCAGCUCCAUCCCUACCUCCACUCCUGGCUCUGGGUCAGCUGCCAUCCCUCUGGCAGCAAGCAGCCCGCAGCCGCCUCCAGCCAGCCCAGACAUGGGUCCUGUUAACGGGAGCAGCACCGCUGGCAGUGCCCCAUCCCCGUCGCCCAGCCACUCUGACGCCACUACAGGAAGUAUUUUGGACGGGGAGGAUAUGGACACGGCAGAGAUUGCCCGACAGGUGAAAGAGCAGCUGAUAAAGCACAACAUUGGCCAGCGUGUGUUUGGCCACUAUGUGCUGGGACUGUCCCAGGGUUCGGUCAGUGAGAUCCUGGCAAGACCAAAGCCGUGGAACAAGCUAACCAUCCGGGGGAAGGAGCCCUUCCACAAGAUGAGGCAGUUCCUCGCCGAUGAGCAGAACAUCCUCGCGCUGCGCAGCAUCCAGGGACGGCAGAGAGAGGGCUCAGGCCAGCCCCAGCUUAGCCGAGUGUUUCAGGAUGUUCCGAAGCGGAGAGCCCUCUCCAAUACAGCUUCACACACAGGUAACAUUACCGCCCGCGUCCGCACCCCAGAGGCUGGUUCAGAUGAGGCUAUCAAGUCCAUUCUGGAGCAGGCCAAAAGAGAGCUGCAGGUGCAGAAAGCUGACUUGUCCCAUGCUCAACCAUCAUAUACAGGACUGAAAGGAGGAGGCGGAAUGGGAGGCGGAAUGGGAGGCGGAAUGGGAGGCGGAAUAGGAGGCGGUGGCAGCGGAUCAGAUGAGGCUAUCCGCUCCAUCCUAGAGCAAGCUCGCAGAGAGAUGGAGGCCCAACAGACUGCACUGGAGCCCAUCCUCAAAGCCUCAUCUUCGUCUUCCUCCUCUGCGUCACUAUCUCAGAGGGACUUCCUGAGCUCCUCGCUCACCGCUCCCCUUCCCCCUUACAACCCCCUGUCACUCUCUCUCAAGAAGCCUAGCAGCUCCCUCUUGUCCUCCCCCUCAUCCCCGUCUCCCAUCCUGGACUUCAGCUCCAGCGUAAAGAGAGAAGGCAGGGCUUCUUCAGGGAUUGACAUGUCUAUUGAUGGAGCUCUCAGGCUGGGUCGGAGCUCUGAGGGGUCGGCCCGCUCUGGGAGUUCUGGAGGAGUGGGUUACUGGAGAGAGCAGUGGUGGAGCAGCAUGCAUACAGACCCCCGCAGGGCCAUAUCCAGCCAGACAGGAGAGGAGAACCACAACCAGGAGGACUCCAAAGAGGGAAUAUUGAGUGACAGUUUGUCUCGACACAAACCGUGGAACAAGUUGAACCAGAGGAGCAGAGAGCCAUACCUCCGCAUGCAGCCGUGGCUCAAUGGAGACCAGGGGCAAAACGCACACAUUCAGCCAGCUCAGAAUCAAGCAGAGGGUACUCCCAAGACAUCAGCGAGCUGCAGCCCUGCUCCAGAGUCACCCCUCAGUUCAGCUGAGGAGUCUGUCAACGGUCUCGCAGGGGAUCCACUCGCUUCACAGUCCUCCAGUCUCAAACCUGCUUCUGAGGAUCCCUCAGGUGGGGAGUCUCAGCCCGGUACCCCGCUUCCUCCUCCUGGUCAUUCGGGUCUCAGCAUCCAGGAAAUGGUUGCAAUGUCCCCUGAGCUUGAUACUUACGCCAUCACCAAGAAGGUUAAAGAGGUGCUGACGGAUAAUAACCUUGGCCAGCGUCUGUUUGGGGAGACUAUCCUGGGUCUGACUCAGGGUUCUGUCUCAGACCUGCUGGCCAGGCCCAAACCCUGGCACAAGCUCAGCCUGAAGGGCAGAGAGCCCUUCGUCCGCAUGCAGCUCUGGCUUCAGGACCCACACAGUGUGGAGAAACUCAUGGACAUGAAACGCCUGGAGAAGAAAGCUUACAUGAAGAGGCGGCUGAGCUCCUUGAGUGAUAGCCAUUCUGUUGACGUGGGUUUAGUGGGGCCGGAUUACAUCCAGGGCUCGCAGAGCCCGGGACAGCAGCACUUGAAGAAGGCCAGGGUGGUGUUGGGCCCCGAGGAGAAGGAGGCCCUGAAAAGGGCCUACCAGCAGAAGCCCUAUCCCUCCCCCAAAACCAUUGAGGAGCUGGCCUCCCAGCUCAACCUGAAGACCAGUACUGUCAUCAACUGGUUCCAUAAUUACAGGUCACGUAUCCGACGAGAGCUCUUCAUAGAGGAGAUCCAGGCAGCUGGAGGGUUAGGGCCUGGCAGUGAGGGGGGCUCCCCUUCCCUUCGCGGGUCCAAAUCAGGAGAGGGGGACAGCUGUGAUGGGACAGAAUCUGAGGGCACAGUGGAGACACGCCAGGGAGUGGGCAUUGGCCUGGAGGAUCACAGAGGAGCAUGCAAAGACGACAUGGAGGUCGAGUCUGAGGCAGGGGGCUCUAAUAACUCCCCUGACCAGCUAGACUGCACCACCUCAGGCUUUGCCGGGCCGGGCUCCAGCUGUGGACAGGGUGGACUAGGGCUCUUCAGCCUCACAGAGGCAUCCUCCAGUGGCUCUGCCUCUAGUACUAACAUCCCAGCCUCUGGCCCUGCCAGAAACCCCAGGGACAACAAUCUGCGCAAGAAGAAAGCAGCCAAUCUCAAUAACAUCAUCCACAGGCUGGAGAAGGCUGCUAGCAAAGAGGAUCCCUCAGAGUGGGAGUUCUAGCUCCCCCUGACCAUCCUUCAUCCCUCUUGUUUCAUAACCUCACAACCUCUAACCUUGGACCCCUCCUGCUCUGUUCCAGUUGGAGAGUGGACACAGCCAAAGUCAAGCUCAGCAGCCAUUUUUAUUACAUAAAAGCUUUCCCGAAAAGAGGAAAGAAAACAAAGAGUGGUUGGCAAAACCCUUAAAAAGAAGAUUAACUGAAUACCUAGAAGAACAAAAAUAAGAGAACUUAUGUGUCUCUCGUUUUUUUUUUUUUUUUUUUUAAACUGAGUUUUGUUUUUGUACUGAGAAAAGCACUUAGCCGUCCUGCUGGCCUCCGGCCCUGCUGUACCUCCCCCAAUCACCAGCCACUGGUGCACCAGACUGGUUAGUCCUGAGCUGGGGUCUGACCCACAGCUGGGGUUGAAACCUGGACUCCGUAACACAGGCAAGGCCUGACACAGCAGCUGUCACAGUGAUAGACACUGAUAGAUGAUAGAUAGAGACAGGAACUCUCUUACAAGAACUCUCACUUUCUUAAAGGAGAUUUUUUCCGCUCUUCUUCUCACCUCCCAAGUGUCCACAAACCUCCCCUCACUCAGUGAGAUGCCUCAUUUUUCACACUGUAGAGUGACUGUUACAAACCCUUUGCCUUUUUCACUCACUGCGUGUGUGUGUGUGUGUGUGUGUGUGUGUGUGUGUGUUUGUAUGUUAGGGGUUGUGUCAGUGUGCACCUGUUUGUUUGUGGAAGUGUGUGUGUUCUCUUCUCAAUGGCAGCAUGUUUUCUUUUUAAUCUCACUCCUACACUCUUAAGAGGGUAGUGGAAGGCCUGCCGGCUGAGCUGCCAUGGUUACUGAUGUAAGAGAGAUGAACUUUGACCCGUUGUGUCCCAUAUCCUAUCCUGCUGACAGCCAUGUGAUGGCCAGGAGGAUCUCUUAAUUCCUCCCAAACACACAGGCACUCAUCUGAAGAGGAAGGAUGGAGGGAACCCUGUUUUUGCCUCCUUAAACCCUUCUUUUAAGGAUGAAGGAUGAUCUCUUUUUUUGAUAUUGCAAUUUGGUUGCCAAUAAGAGAUUGCACAGUCUAUUGACUCUAAAGAGUUCAAAAUAGGGAAUUUUAGGAAACAUUUUUAAUUAGUACAAAAUAAGAACAGAAAAUGAGAGAAUAACAAGUUGCUGUUUUAAAAAAGAAAAAGAAAAAAACGAUUACAAUGGAAUAAUGUUGCGUUGUUGAAAUACGAUACAAUGAAUUCACGUAGUACUGUAGCUGUCUGACAUGGUGAUACUAUACGUGUCUCUUGUUGUUUUAGGUUGUGCACGUCACAGCUUUUAUCCAGCACUGGACCUGCUGGGUGUGCGAGUGUGUCUGCACCACCAACAUAUUUUCUCUGUUCACAAACACACAUCUUUUUAUAGGCCAAAUCAGGAAGAGAGUGUGUGUGUGUGUGUGUGUGUGUGUGUGUGUGUGUGUGUGUGUGUGUGUGUGUGUGUGUGUGUGUGUGUGUGUGUGUGUGUGUGUGUGUGUGUGUGUGUGUGUGUCUUGUGUGCAUUUGUAUUUGCCUGCAUGUAAGUCAGGGUCGAGGUCAAUUCACUCAGAAUUAAAUUUAAGAAGUAGAUUAUGAACAAUGAAAUUCCUGAAUAAAUCGCAACGUAGAGUACUUGAUAAAUCUGUACUUUCUGUUGAUUGCCAUCAAAGUGAAUUCACCCCAACCCUGGUUUGAGUAGUUACCACUCUCCUCCAGUCUAUCCUGUAUCCAGGGAUGUUUUGCAUUGAAUUCUACUGUAUACACUACAAAUUAUAAGGCAUAUCACCUCCUCCCUGUCCCACACAAGCCCUCAGUGCCUGUCAGCCUACUGCCUCCCCUUUGUGUGUGUGUGUUGUAUGUGUGUGUGUGUGCACGUGUUUGCGUGGGUGCAUGUACACACAUGCCUGUCAAUACAUGCGUGUGCACAAGUGCGUGCGAUUGAGGAGUGUUCAGUGUUUCCAAUGAGUGGGGUCAUAUUUCGUAUCUACUUGCACACACUACUAGUGCACAACUGACACCCUUCUUUAAGCUGUUUGAUGCGUUACCAUUACAUUAAUCUUCUCACAAAGUAGUGUAAUACUAUGAUUUACUGUAGCUUGGUUUUAUUGCUAUUUUGCAUUUAUAGUUUGGUUUUUAUUCUGCUUAUUUAUAGGUGCUGUAUUUUUCAUUUAAUGUCUUAUCAUUUGAGUUGUCUAUUUUUUAAGGGAUUAUACUGUUCCUGAGGGCAAGUAACAUUUUUAUUAGACGUAUAGACUGCCGGCAGUAUUGGUUAAUAUUUACAAAGAUGUACUAGUUCUCAUUUGUUUGUAUAUUCAUGAAUCCUAAAGUUUAGUGUCAUUUCAAUAGCUUUGAAAAAAAUGUGUUUGCUACAGUUCAUGCUCCCGUAAGCAUUAAGCUUUUACCACAACAGUUAUGCUCUUAAAUUGCUAGCUAGAAUCAAAGGACAUAUCAAGAUCAGUGAAUAUAUGAUGGCAUAUCUCUUUUCCUGUUUUCUGUCCUCCGAUAAUAAUUUUGGCAAGCCCAACACUAACGCUCGGCAGGGCAUGCAGCUUUCUUUAGAUAGAGUUCGCCCACUCUGUAAUCACAUCAACAUCAUUUACAGGUCCAAACAUAUACACUUUGUCAAAUAGGUCAAAUGAAAUUACCUAAACUUGAAAACACAAGUUAACUCGAAAGAGGUCAUAUCUGCCAAAUUGAGAUUAGAGAAGUGUACCAGCUAGCAGGGGUGUUACGCCAGAUUGAACAGAUAGCCAGCCUAUGAUUAUGCAGAAUUUAUAUUUCAGUCCGUCAAAAAAAAAAAGAAGCACUUAUUAGGAUCUUUUUUGAAGACUUAGUUGGGACAGGGUCUGUAAACACUACAACAGAGUACGAUCCCAGGAUCCUGGGAAAUGUAUGCCUUUUUUAAAAGUGGUUGUGAACCAAGCACAGACUCUUCUCCGCAUCCUAACACUAAAAUUUAAAGAUAAGAUAGCUGUGCCCAUGUUUUCUACACGAUAAACUGUAUUCUUAUACAGUAGCUUCUUAUUUCAAACUAAACUGUGUGGCAGACAUGGCCAUUGUCCUGUACAGUUGUAGAUAUUAUGAGUAAACGCCUGUUUUGGUUUCUAUCCAAAAAUCUCAGUCCAUCCUUAAGCCUCCCCUUUCCCUGAAUGUACAUCCAGAUAUAUUGGCAGCCUGUCAAAAGAUAGUGAUAACCUCAUUGCACUGCAUUAAGAUGCAUUAGUUAAAAUUGGAUUUGCCAGUGUAUCGAAUAAUUGUAAAAAAUAAAACAAUUCUCAAACAUUGGCGCUUCCUGUGGACGACUGAUGUGAAACAUCUGUCUUCUGCGGAGUACUGAAGGCUUAUAAUGCCUUCUGUUGGACUGCUUGGACUGGACAACCAUGGUAUGUUUAAUGGUGAGGAAUAGCUACUGUAAAGUAUAUAAGCACUUAACCCAUUUGCCAUUUUAUAGCCAGAUCCAUCAACUCACCUAAACCAUGUGAGAUCAUCAGAUUUGUGCCUUUAACUGCCAAGCAGGGCACCAAACUAGUGAUGUCAUUAGAUGUAGAUGAUUUCACCCAAUAUGUUCAUAAUAUAUCCCACAUCUUGACCCAGAUUAAUUUCUCAUACACUUCAUAUUGGUACUUAAAAGUUGACUUUUCUCAGCUCUCUGGAGAGGGUUGUAUAUAAUUCCUGGAGUGCAGUGAAAGAGUAAAAGGAGGAAAACGAGCGCGUGUAUUCUUAUGACAGACCUGCAGACACAUAUCGGUCCGGGUCUCAUUUCAGAUGUUUGUUUUCCCACAAUGCAUUUCUUACGUUGUACAUAUACCUUAACUAGCAGCGAAAGGCAAGAGCAUUGAAUGAAGGAGGAAGCAUGCAGAAACAGCGUACACUGUAAUAACACUGAAUUUAUUCAUAGGGCAUUUUGUAUUUUUCUGUUUGUGUCAGGUUUGCUGUGACAUUAAUAAUGGCACUACAGGUAUUGAUAAUGACGUGUGCCAAUUCUAAUGGUUAUUUGGAAAAGAGACGUGUAAAUACAGUCAAUCAAGUAGCUUUUGAGUCACUAUUGUCACAGUAUGCUUUUGUUUGAAGGCAGGAGGAGAGAAGGGACGAUUCAGGACUUUUCCAUGAUCCACAGAUAUUUUUCUACAAAUUUAAAUCAGAUGAUUCUAUACACUGUUGAAUAACAUUGUAAAGGUGUAACAGAUGCUGUAUAUCAUAUCAUGUUUUCUGAAGUCGUAAAGCUUUACUGUAUGAUCUGUUGAAGUAGUGGUUAUUCAUUUGACAUAUUAGUUGUAAUGGAAGCCCGAACAGCAGCACUGGUCACCAUAUUCAGGAAAAAAAGAAAAAAAAAGAAAGAAAGGAAAAACCUCAGAUGUUUUUUGUAAUACUUUUAGAAUAUAUCUUAUGAAGUUGGUUUUGUAAGACAACACUUUCCGAAUCAGUGGUGCUGUAUGCAUAGCACACUCCGUAAUACAUACACACAUAAUACAGCACAAUACACUCAUCCUUUGGAGAAAGAAGAAAAAAAAAAAAACUCCACUUGCGUGCUUUUAUGUUGUUCUUUUUUCCGCUCUCACAAUGGCUCCAGCUCAUUUUUAAGUCUUAACCAUUUCCUCUUAUCUCUUCAGUUAUUUCACGCUUAACUGUACAAUUUUUAACACCCAGAGAUCAACUCUGGAGCGAUAAACACCCUCGCAAGACUUAAAAGAGGAAGCAAAAAGCCAAAUAGUGUAGUAGAUAUCCACUUCUGUUGAAAGGUUGCUGACAGUUUUCUGAAUGUUGCUACCUUGUGUCGUCGCUUCAGUUCACCCAUAGCUUAAACCACAGUGUAGUCUGACAACCAAAUGACCCCCCCCCCUCCCCCUCAUCCUUUUGGAAAGCUUUAAGAUGCUUGUUGAGGCUUUAGCGAGUUUUUUUUAGAUGAUUUUUUCCAACCUUGUCAUCAACAAUGUGGAAGUAAUAAUUCUCAUAACUUCUCCCACUGCUUAUUUUGUGAGUGUGUGUGCGCGUACAUGUGUGUUGUAGUACAAAAGGCUGCAUGACUGUAAAGGGAUGGUUAAGAUGUUUUUUUGAAAGUGGUUUCCCUAGCACUUCUGUCACUCCUGAGAUGCUUUUUUCUCCUUUUUGGGGGUCUCCCUCCCUUUUGUUUUUCCUCAUGUAUCAUUGUUUCUUUAUCUUUCUAUUUACUAAACGUAUCAUGUUGUUUGUUCUCAGCACUGUAAAACAGUCCCUUCUACAACAUUGAAAAGCAAUAUCACUGUAUGAAACGUUCACAAUGUAUUUGUUAUGAUUGACAUUUGAUUCAUCAUCAUUAUUAUUCACAUGCACCCUAGGUGUGAUAAUUGAAGUAAAUCUCUUUUAUACAAAUACUAAAA
Perca fluviatilis (European perch) is the source of this 9656-nucleotide messenger RNA. It is a transcript of the gene cux1b, whose product is annotated as cut-like homeobox 1b. The coding region runs from base 87 to 4295 and encodes 1402 amino acids. Gene Ontology annotation, molecular function: DNA-binding transcription factor activity, RNA polymerase II-specific; DNA binding. Gene Ontology annotation, biological process: regulation of DNA-templated transcription; intra-Golgi vesicle-mediated transport. NCBI's taxonomy places the organism in Eukaryota, Metazoa, Chordata, Actinopteri, Perciformes, Percidae. Gene Ontology annotation, cellular component: Golgi membrane. The transcript has 23 exons. The record is from RefSeq and is a predicted model, not a curated record.